AUGGAUCCAUUUGAGCUAGCAUUUGCUGAGACUGACAAAACUGAUGCAAUUCUAGUGGUUAAUGGAAAGAAAUUGCAUGUUAAUAAAGCGCUCCUCUCCAUUCACUCUGAACACUUCAACACCCUGUUCAACUCGGAUUUCAAGGAAAAAUCAAUGUCGGAAAUCGAAAUUAAGGAUGUGGAAUUUGAAGAUUUUGUCACAUUGCUCAGUCUUAUCAUGCCAGAAACAAUGCCACUGAAAAUUCAAAAAUUCGAGAAACUUCUGGAACUAUCCGAUCGAUUUCUCAUUCCAGCUGCCAAACGCCACGUGGCACUUUUCAUUGCUCAGUCGGAUAUGGAUAAGGAGGAGAAGCUGAUAUUGGCUGAUAAAUUCGAUUUGGAGAUUUUGAGAAACAAUGCACUGGCAGAUUUCUCUCCUACCAUUCCGACUACUUUAACACCCUUUUCAACUCGGAUUUCAAGAAAAAAUCAGUGGCCGAAAUCGAAAUUAAGGAUGUGGAAUUUGAAGAUUUUGUCACAUUGCUCAGUCAUGCCAGAAGCAUUACCAUUAGACAGUAAUCAAAAUACAUCGAAAAAUGCGAGAAACUUCUGGAACUCGCCGAUCGAUUUCUGCUUCCAGUCGCCAAACGCCACGUGGCUCUUUUCGUUGCUCAGUCGGAUAUGGAUAAGGAGAAGAAGCUGA
Caenorhabditis briggsae is the source of this 681-nucleotide messenger RNA. The coding region runs from base 1 to 681 and encodes 226 amino acids. Gene Ontology annotation, molecular function: protein binding. NCBI's taxonomy places the organism in Eukaryota, Metazoa, Nematoda, Chromadorea, Rhabditida, Rhabditidae. The transcript has 5 exons. The record is from RefSeq and is a predicted model, not a curated record.